Prorocentrum cordatum is the source of this 621-nucleotide messenger RNA. Lineage: Eukaryota; Dinophyceae; Prorocentrales; Prorocentraceae. The record is from the annotation of a GenBank genome assembly.
AUGCCAGGUGACGACUUCGCCACGGCGCUCACGAAGCAUGGCCUCGGCGACGCGGCGACCGAGGGCUCACGCAGUCCUUCCUGGUCCAGCGAACCUUGCGACGAGUUUUCUACCAGCCACAGCGCGUUCUUCGACGCCGACCGUGUCAGCACUGCUUCGGCAUCGACGCACGUGGAAGAGGCCUGGGUACCGAACAGCCAGGAGACCAUGAUGAACAGCCUCGACAAGUGGCGCUUGUCAGCCGCCGCAGAGACGAUCGACGAUAUCCCCGAGCAGCUGGGCAGAUUAGUGCAGAACAAGGCUAAGAGCCUUGCCGAGAGCGUGAAGAUCGCGCUGGUCAUAGUGGAACAUGCCAUUCGCAGCAGGGGUGGCGGCGAAGAUGGCGUCGAUGCGGCCAUCGACCAUCUCGGCAAAAUCCCAGAGAUCAUCAGGAGGUCCUUUGACUCGAAGAUCGUGGGGGCGAACGGCGCGAUGCGGCUGGCGAUGCGGCUGAAGCGCAGCACCAUCGUGCAGAUGCUCAGGACCACUACCCCUGAUGGCCGAGAACUGGUAAGGCGGAUGUGGACCAUUCCCGAGGAGCUGGAGCAGAUCGUCGGGCAGGCGGUCGGCCAGGCCAUUUAA